GACGAUGGCAGAACAAACCCCGCUGCUGUCCCCCUCCCCGUCCACCGUCUCGGCCCCCCCCGCCGCCCGCAGACGGACAUCCCUCCUCCUCGCCCUCGCCACCCUCCUCCUCCUCGCGGCCGGCCUCUCCGUCGGCCUCGUCGUCCGGCAUGCCCAUAAGGAGCCCAGCGAUGUCCUCGAAAGGGCAAAGCUUUACCUCAAAGCCUCGCCGGUGAUCGAUGGCCAUAUCGACCUCCCCGAAUUCGCCCGUGCGGUCUACGGCAACAAUAUCGAAAAGUUUGAUUUGCGUGGUGCCCUCCCCGGACACUUUGAUAUCCCUCGGGCCAGAGAGGGCCAUCUGGGAGCAUUCUUCUGGUCCAUCUUUACCGAAUGCCGCGAUACGAAUGGCGACGACUUUAUGAACCCGACCUUUGAAGUUCGAGACGCCCUCGAACAGCUCGACGUGUCAAACAACCUCAUCUCCAAAUACAGCGACACAUUCGCCGUCGCCCGGACCGCCGACCAAGUCGAGUGGGCUAUAAAGCACGGCAAGAUUGCGAGUCUUUUCGGGCUGGAGGGUGCGCAUAUGCUUGGCAAUUCUCUUGCAGUGUUGAGAAUGUACCACCAGCUCGGGGUGAGGUAUAUGACCCUCACGCAUAGCUGUAACAACGCGUUUGCCGAUUCGGCCGGUAUCUUUGGAGACGUCAAAGAACGUUGGGGCGGUCUGAGCCCCCUGGGCAAAGAACUCGUUCCAGAGAUGAACCGACUCGGAAUCUUCAUCGACCUCUCCCACGUUUCCGACCAAACUGCCCUCCAGGCGCUGGACCUGACAGAAGCACCCGUCAUCCUCUCGCAUUCCUGUGCGAGGCAUUUCAAUAAGAUGAACAGGAAUGUACCGGACGAGGUGCUGGCUAGGUUGGGCAGCGGAAAGGGAAAAGUCGAUGGGGUGGUGAUGGUCAACUUCUUCCCCGUAUUCGCCUCUCCCAACCCGGACCUCGUCGACGUCGCAUACAUCGCUGAUGAAAUCGAGUAUAUCGCCAAUAAAACUAGCAGGGAUCAUGUCGGGAUCGGAUCAGAUUACGACGGGAUUGAAUCAGUGCCCAAGGGUCUUGAAGACGUUUCCAAGUAUCCUUACCUCUUUGCCGAACUAAUCAAACGCGGUUGGUCCAAGAACGAUCUCUCCAACCUCGCCGGCGGGAACCUCCUCCGCGCCAUGCGGGGGAUGGAAGACGUGAGCCGUCGGAUGAGGGACGAACAGGGUAAACAGCCAAGUAUGGCGAAAUAUGAUAAGCGGAGGGAUUUGGAUGGGGGCGAUUGGGAUUUCUAGCCGGGGGGGGGGUGAAAAUUGGAUUUGCGAGAAGAAACG
This is a messenger RNA of Cryptococcus deneoformans JEC21, 1345 nucleotides long. RefSeq lists its product as hypothetical. Gene Ontology annotation, biological process: proteolysis. The coding region runs from base 5 to 1306 and encodes 433 amino acids. Lineage: Eukaryota; Fungi; Basidiomycota; Tremellomycetes; Tremellales; Cryptococcaceae. The transcript is spliced from 8 exons. The record is from RefSeq and is a predicted model, not a curated record. Gene Ontology annotation, molecular function: metallodipeptidase activity.